Molecule: messenger RNA, 2658 nt
Organism: Aegilops tauschii subsp. strangulata
Lineage: Eukaryota; Viridiplantae; Streptophyta; Magnoliopsida; Poales; Poaceae
Source: RefSeq, a predicted model, not a curated record
AUGGACCUCAGGCGCUCACAGCUUCACUUCAUCCUGCUAUUGUUCACAUACUACUGCUCCACCCACAUCACUGCCAAAGGCGGCAAUGGAAUCACAGUCCAGUGCCUCCCUGACCAAGCUGCAUCUCUCCUUCAGCUGAAGCACGCCUUCCACAACCCCAACCUCUCGUCAUGGCAGCAUGGCACAGAUUGUUGCCACUGGGAGGGUGUUGGUUGCGACAUGGCCUCUGGUCAGGUGAUCACUUUGGAUCUCAGUGAUCGUAACCUGCGGAGCAUCAAUGGUCUCAGCGCAGCACUAUUCCACCUCACCUCUCUCAGAAAUCUCAGCCUCUCGGAUAACGACUUUAACCAAGCCAUCCUUCCUAGUUUCGGGUUUGAGCGGCUGACUGAGCUACUCAGUCUUGAGUUGUCUGGUACAGGAUUGGCUGGUCAGAUACCUAUUGGAAUUGCCUGCCUCGUGAAAUUGCUUACGCUAGAUUUCUCUGGUAAAUGGGAGUUAGGAUGGGAAGAGGAAGGGGAAUUAAGAGGUCCAACUCCCUUCAAUCUCUUCCCUGGGAGGACCAGAAUUCCCACCGAUAAUUACUACCACACACCAAACAUGGGAAUGGGACUAAUAAUCUACUUCCCAAGUCUAAUUUCUUCACAAAUUCCCCCUCGUAAAUUCCCAUGCCCAAUCCCUCAAGCUGCCAAACACGCUGUCAGUAAUGUCAGUUUAUCUGGGGCAAUACCAUCGCGGAUUGAAAACUUAACCAAGCUUACAUUUUUGGACUUAUCAUAUAAUAGGCUGAGCGGUAAAAUCCCAAAGGCUCUGUUCACUCUUCCGUCGUUGCAAGAAGUAGUACUAUCAUCACAUGAACUUUGUGGAACUCUAGAAGACAUUCCAGACCCAAUAUCUUCCUUCCUGCACGACAUCGACCUAAGCAAUAACAACCUUGCAGGUCAUAUACCCAAAUCAUUCUUUGAACUUUCGAGACUUCAAGUUCUCUUGCUUGACUCGAAUCACUUCGAAGGCACAGUAGAACUUAGCCUUCUUUGGAAGCUAAAGGCACUGGAUUCAUUGUCGCUCUCCAAUAAUAUGUUAUCAGUCAUAGAUGUUGAGGAUGGAUAUCCAUUUUCUUACCCCCAUAACAUCAGAAAACUAGAACUAGCAUGUUGCAACCUUACAAAAAUUCCAAUUGCAUUGAGGUAUGCAAAUGAGAUGCUUUACUUGGACCUCUCAAACAACAGAAUAGAUGGAGUCAUACCAAGUUGGAUAUGGGUGAACUGGAAGGAUACUAUAGGGUUGGACCUCUCACACAAUAUGUUCACUGGCCUUGAGAACUCUCCAUCUGUCGUUCUUAUGCACAAUUUAGAGAUUCUCGAUCUUAGUUCCAAUAAACUUCAUGGCAGUGUACCUAUACCACUCACAGCUAGCAACUCCCAAGUUUUAUUGGAUUACUCAAACAAUAAUUUCUCUUAUAUUAUACCUGACUUUGGUACAUACCUGAGGGAGUACUACCUUAAUUUGUCCAGGAAUAAAUUAAGUGGUCACAUACCAAGGUCGAUUUGUACCCAACAGGAACUUGAGGUCCUGGACUUAUCAUAUAACAAUUUUGGAGGCAGGGUGCCGUCCUGUCUAAUACAAAGUAGCAGCAUCUCGAUAUUGAAGUUGACAGACAAUCAUUUCCGUGGGAAAUUGCCUGGAAAUAUUGUAGAAGGAUGUAUGCUUCAGAUAAUAGAUUUAAACAGCAACCGAGUUGAAGGGAAAAUACCCAGAUCACUAUCGAAUUGCAGAAGUUUAGAGGUUCUUGACAUUGGUAGAAAUCAAAUUCUUGAUACUUUUCCAUCUUGGUUGGGUAAGAUGUCUAAUCUUCGGAUUCUUAUCUUGAGAUCCAAUCAAUUGUAUGGCUCAAUAGGAGGCCCUGCUGAAAGUGAUGCAACCAGUAAGCAUUUCUCGAGUUUGCAAAUUGUUGAUUUGACCUCAAAUAAUUUUUCUGGGAGCUUAAGUUUGAAAUGGUUUGACAAGCUAGAGACAAUGAUGGUAAACUCUACUGGUGAGGGCUAUGCUCUUGGCCUUCGAGGAUUGUACUACCAGGAAAUUCUCACAUUUAAAGGGGUUGAUCUUACAUUUACCAAGAUCCUGACCACUUUCAAGAUGAUUGAUUUCUCAAACAACGCAUUUGAUGGCCCCGUCCCAAACUCAGUUGGGAAGCUUAUUGCUCUGCAUGGCCUGAAUAUGUCAAAUAAUGCCUUCACGGGGAGAAUCCCAUCACAGCUUGGUGACUUGGUACAGCUUGAGUCACUGGACCUCUCUCGGAACAAGCUCUCAUGGGAGAUCCCACAGGAUCUAACCAGCCUAACAUAUCUUGCAGUGCUGAAUCUCUCCUCUAACAAUUUGACUGGAAUGAUACCAGAAGGGCAGCAGUUUUCGUCAUUCACCAACAGCUCGUUCGAAGGCAAUGAAGGGCUUUCUGGAAGGCCAUUAUCCAAACAGUGCAACAGUUCAGGUACGGGAACCCUCGACUCAUCAGUGUCUUCACAAGACAGUGUUGGAACCAUAGUGCUGUUUGUGCUUGUGGGAUCCGGUUUUGGAGUUGGAUUUGCGGUGGCAGUUGUGUUGUCAGUGGUUUUCCAGGCCAAACGCUGGAACUGCAAUCGUUUUCGUUCUACCAGUAAAUGA